Molecule: messenger RNA, 1488 nt
Organism: Ipomoea triloba (trilobed morning glory)
Lineage: Eukaryota; Viridiplantae; Streptophyta; Magnoliopsida; Solanales; Convolvulaceae
Product: cationic peroxidase 1-like
Exons: 4
Coding region: 213-1271 (352 amino acids)
Biological process (GO): hydrogen peroxide catabolic process; response to oxidative stress
Molecular function (GO): heme binding; peroxidase activity
Source: RefSeq, a predicted model, not a curated record
AAACAAUUCGAUCACAUAGUCAAUAUAUGCAUGUUUACGCAUUCAUAUGACAAACAUACAUCAUAGUCAACUUCGAUUUCUACUAUAAAUACACCAUCAUAGGAAGCACUCAACCACAAGCCAAGCUACCAUUUCUUUCUAAUUUCAUAGUUGAAACUUGAAACACUCUAUUUCUUUUAUACUCAUCUCUUUUCUCAGCUCCUACCUUAGUCAUGAGGACUACGAUUCCUUCUUCAAUUCAUUUUAAUGUUGCAUUCACACUCUCGUGUCUGCUCUUCACCCUUCUCCCUGGGAUGAGCUCUGCUCAACUUUCUGCAACAUUUUACUCAAAAUCUUGUCCCAAUGCCCUUUCCAUAAUCCAAUCGGCAGUGAAAUCGGCUGUGCGAUCGGAGGCUCGAAUGGGAGCAUCCUUGCUUCGUCUCCAUUUCCACGAUUGUUUUGUCAAUGGUUGUGAUGCAUCAAUUCUAUUGGAUGACACAACAAAUUUCACAGGGGAACAAACAGCUCGUCCAAAUAACAAAUCAAUAAGAGGAUUGAACGUGAUUGAUAACAUUAAAGCACAACUUGAGAAAUCUUGUCCUGGCAUUGUAUCUUGUGCUGACGUGGUAGCUGUUGCUGCUAGAGACUCAGUUGUUGCGCUUGGUGGUCCUAGUUGGAAUGUUUUACUAGGGAGACGAGACUCAACCACGGCAAGUUUGAGUGCCGCUAACAACAAACGAGACUCAACCACGGCAAGUUUGAGUGCCGCUAACAACAACAUAGACUCAACCACGGCAAGUUUGAGUGCCGCUAACAACAACAUUCCUGGACCCAAUUUCACUCUCAGUCAGCUCAAAUCUUCUUUCUCAAACCAAGGCUUUAGUGAAAGGGAAAUGGUUGCUCUCUCAGGUGGCCACACAAUUGGAAAAGCUAGGUGCACAACAUUUCGAUCUCGAAUCUACAACGACAACAAUAUAAAUGCCGCAUUUGCAAAAUCUUUACAGGCAAAUUGUCCUCAAAGCGGAGGUGACAAUAAUGUUGCUUCACUUGACACUAGUCCAACCUCGUUCGACAAUGUUUAUUUCAAGGACUUGCAAAAUCAAAAAGGACUCUUACACUCCGAUCAAGAGUUGUUUAAUGGAGGUUCUACAGAUUCGGUAGUCAACAGUUAUAGCUCUAAUCCUUCCACUUUUUCAGCAGACUUUGCAAAUGCUAUGUUGAAGAUGAGUAAUCUCAACCCUCUUACAGGCACAAGUGGUCAAAUUAGAAAGAAUUGUGGAAAAACAAAUUAAGCUCCAUUCCAAAAGCGUGUUUAAGAAUAUUUUUUGUUUCAACCAUUAGUGUUACCAAAUAAAGUAGGGAUAAUUGAGGGAUGGGGGUGGCAGGGAGUGAAGCCAAAUUUUGGAUUGUUUACAUUUUUAUUUUCAUUUUUCCAUUGGAAGUGUGAAUUGUAUGAACAUUUGUUUUGCUUAAUUAUAUCCUAAUACACAGUAAUUUUUUUUUGUGCAA